GCCGAAGAGACUGAAGUCAACCCGAAGGCGUACCCACUGGCCGACAAUGCUCUGACGGCUAAGAUCUUCAACGUUCUGCAGCAGGCGAACAACUACAAGCAGUUGAAGAAGGGCGCAAACGAAGCUACAAAGACUUUGAACCGAAAUCUCUCCGAGUUGAUUGUCAUGGCCGCGGACACUGAGCCGCUUGAGAUUUUGCUGCACUUGCCGCUGCUUUGCGAAGACAAGAACGUCCCAUACGUAUUCAUCAGAUCGAAGCAUGCUCUUGGACGUGCCUGUGGCGUAUCUCGGCAAAUCAUUGCCUGCUCGAUCACCACCAGCGAGGGAUCAAUGCUUAAGUCACAAAUUGAAACCCUCAGACAUGAGAUUGAGAAGCUCCUGGUGUAA
Messenger RNA from Rhagoletis zephyria (snowberry fruit fly), 387 nucleotides. The record is from RefSeq and is a predicted model, not a curated record. Lineage: Eukaryota; Metazoa; Arthropoda; Insecta; Diptera; Tephritidae.